This is a messenger RNA of Plodia interpunctella (Indianmeal moth), 2824 nucleotides long. Its product is annotated as hemocyte protein-glutamine gamma-glutamyltransferase-like. The coding region runs from base 129 to 2252 and encodes 707 amino acids. The transcript has 14 exons. Lineage: Eukaryota; Metazoa; Arthropoda; Insecta; Lepidoptera; Pyralidae. The record is from RefSeq and is a predicted model, not a curated record. Gene Ontology annotation, molecular function: protein-glutamine gamma-glutamyltransferase activity. Gene Ontology annotation, biological process: peptide cross-linking.
UCUUAUGUCUGUCUGUCAGUCGUCGUGUGCGCAUCUCAAGUGCAUUGAAUCAAUAAUAUUUCGGCAAUUCUGCAUGUGAUUGUGUGGAUAAAUUUAUUUUGUGGGAAUUUUUUAAAUUUGGAUAAAAAAUGGAACCGCUUUUAGUAGAUGUGGUUUAUUUUUAUCCCAGGGAUAAUGCAGAAUCUCACCACACUACUAAGUAUGAAGUCCUCAGUGGUAAGGAACCCAAAACAACAGUCCUUCGUCGAGGUCAGCCCUUCAAUGGAGUUGUUCGCUUUACCAAGCCCUUUGAUGAAGACAUGGACCUGGUGCAGCUCGUAUUCACUUUAGGUGACAAGCCUCAGUAUGAGACCACGGGAUCCAUGUUCAUCAGACGGAAUGUGGCACCAAACAAGCAGACAUGGAGCGCGAAGCUGGUAGCCGUUCAACAGCAGAAUAAAGACGUGUCGUUUGAGGUCUCCAGUCCCGUAACCUUGCCCAUUGGACGCUGGUCCCUGCGCGUGGUCACCAGACGAAAGGGAGGCGAUGACAGAAGAGUCUACAACUUUGAUCAGGAUAUCUACUUUCUGUAUAAUCCAUGGAAUGUUGAUGACCAGACCUACAUGGAAGACAGCAAGCUGCUUCAAGAGUAUGUGCUCAAUGACGUAGGCAAGUUAUGGGUGGGGCCUGUCAAGUCUACCCUAGGCAAACCCUGGGUCUACGGGCAGUUUGAUGCGGUUGUCCUGCCAGCGUGCAUGUUCAUGUUGGAACGAGCUGGUCUUCCUCACCACCAACGUGGAGAUCCAAUAAAAAUGUCCCGCGCUAUCUCCCGCAUCGUAAACUCCAAUGAUGAUGGCGGAGUGUUGGUGGGUCGCUGGGACGGCCAUUACGAACAUGGGACAACCCCGUCCGAGUGGACAGGAUCUGUGGACAUCCUCCAGCAGUACCUGAAGACGCAGAAAGUGGUUCGAUACGGCCAGUGCUGGAUCUUCGCUGGCGUUGUCACUACUGUAUGUCGCGCUCUCGGCCUCCCAUGUCGGUCAGUCUCCAACAUAGUGUCAGCACACGACGCCAACCGGACUCUCACCGUGGACAAGUACUACACGGAAACCAUGGAGGAACUACACUACGACCCUAACAACCCCGAUGGUCCUGAUUCCAUCUGGAACUACCAUGUGUGGAAUGAUGUCUGGAUGGCGAGACCUGACUUGCCAGAAGGCUUUGGAGGCUGGCAAGCAAUUGACGCAACUCCUCAAGAAAUCUCAUCAGGGAUGUUUCAAUGCGGUCCAGCAUCUCUUAAGGCCAUUAAGCAAGGAAACAUUGGCUUAGGAUACGAUGUGGAAUUCAUGUUGUCUUCUGUCAACGCUGACUUGAUGCGGUGGCGGACAGACCCUGAUGCAGAGAACGGGUUCGCUCUAGUGGAGACUGAUAACUACCAAAUUGGCCGAAUGAUCCUGACCAAAAAACCCUACGUCUUCGAUCCCAAAGGAGACGCGGAUCGGGAUAUUAUUACAGACCAGUAUAAGUUCCCAGAAGGCACAAGGUCCGAGAGAAUGGCUCUCAUGAAAGGAGUCAACUCUUCAGAGAGGGCAAAGAGAUAUUAUUCUGCGAUUAAGAAUUUGAAAAAUGACGUCACGUUCAAACUUCAUGAUCUGGAGACCGUCCCAGUCGGAGAACAAUUCAGAGUUACUGUCGAUAUCAAGAACAACUCCAAUGAGUUCCGAAACAUAACAGCGUCGUUGUCAGCAGCCAGCGUGUUCUACAGUGGAAAACGGGCCGGUCUCAUCAGAAAGGUUGAGGAUAUCAUAAAAAUAGCACCUGGGGACAGCGAAAAGAUAAGCAUCCUUGUGAAAGGUGAGGAGUACCUGCCUAAACUGGUGGAAUACUGCAACAUGAAAAUAUCAGCGGUGGCCUUUGUUCAGGAGACCAAGCAGUCGUGGGCUGAUGAUGAUGACUUCCAGGUUCUCAUGCCUCGUAUUAACAUCAAGUUAAACGAAGACCUGAUCCUGGACCAGCCAGCCACCGCAGUGCUCUCAUUCGUCAAUCCCCUGGCCUCUACCCUCACCGAUUGCGAGUUCAUUGUGACGUCAUCCGGUAUCGCGGGCCGUACGCUGCGGCGGCCGUUGCCUGAUGUUAAGCCGAAAGCAGUUGUCUCAAUGAAGAUGCAAAUGCAGCCAAACAAAACUGGCAGCAUUACCAUCGUUGCCGCUUUGAAGUCAGACAAAUUGAAGGACAUCACCGGAGCAGCCACGGCAGAGGUCUUUGAAGGCUAAACCAUCAAUAGUUACUGAUGAUAAUAUAUUAUUGUAAAAUAUUAAUAUACCUACUUUGGAAGACAGGGAAUAUGAUAACCUCAAGAAAAGAGCAAGUAAACAAAACAUCUUUUAUGAUGAUGAUCUUUGUAAUAGUAAUUCCUAGUGGCUUAGAAUUAAUGCUUACCUAUGCUGCAGGCAAACCCUAGCAAUAAUAAAAUGUGUCCGGUUUCAAAUCCAUAUUAUGUACUACUACUAUUAUUAUAAAUGUGAAAGUGUGAUUGUUUGUCAGUUUUGGAUUAAUACGAUACAAGGUGAAUUUCACUCACUUACACCCGCGCAAGCGACACACGUCGCGCGCUCCGGAAAAUUUGAAAUUCGAUUGACGACGGUUGAAAACUCAAUUGCCGUCCCAUCUUGGGGGCUGUCAUUUCGGCCAGACAUUCUUUUAGAGUGGUCCUCGUUCCCGCACUAACCAUGUGAAUCCAAAUAUAAUUUAGCAAAUAGACUACGUAGAUUUUAAAAAAAUAUGGGUUGAUAGACAAUAGGUAUAUGUAUAAAUGUUGAACAAUAUUAUUAGAAUUGUUUAAUUA